This is a messenger RNA of Ostrea edulis (European flat oyster), 2033 nucleotides long. RefSeq names its product negative elongation factor A-like. The coding region runs from base 40 to 1626 and encodes 528 amino acids. The transcript has 12 exons. Lineage: Eukaryota; Metazoa; Mollusca; Bivalvia; Ostreida; Ostreidae. Gene Ontology annotation, cellular component: NELF complex. Gene Ontology annotation, biological process: negative regulation of transcription elongation by RNA polymerase II. The record is from RefSeq and is a predicted model, not a curated record.
CGAAUGCCUCGUAAGAUUGUGUGAAAUUUCUUUUUCAAUAUGGCUUCCGGCGACACUGCAUUAUGGCUACAUAAUAAAUUGGGAUCUACAGACGACUUGUGGUCAGGCAAAACAAUAUGUUCUCAGCUGAGUCAGAACAAAUUGCAGAGUAUUCAUGCAUGCUUUCACACUCUGCAGCCUCACGUGAAAGUCAAGCUUAUGUUGUCUUUCCUCCAUAUCCCCAGACGAAAUGUCGAGCAGUGGAAAGGUGACUUAGAAGACAUUCUAGCCCUUGCCACACAUGACACUGACCAGUGGGUGUCAACAAUCGCUGAUAUCCUUCAGCUUUAUCCCGGCACAGGCUGUCUGAACCUAGAGCUUGACAACAGCAACACAACGUUCAUGGAGAUUCUGACAGAUCUCAGCAAAGUGGUGAAGAAGUGUGCUAGUGUCCGAAUGCUGCCAAUGGAGUGUCAGUUCCUGAACAAGACGGCUCUAGUGUCUGCCACUGGCCCCCUACCUCAACCAGUCAAACAUUUUGCCCUCAAACGGAAGCCCAAGUCAGCCAUACUAAGGGCUGAACUGCUACAAAAAUCCUCAGAGGUAGCCAGUAACAAGAAAAACAAUGCUCCAAACAGUGUACCCUACAAAGUCCGCAGUUUUGCCAAGAAGAUGGAUGACGGCACCCCUUUGAAGGGCCUCCCAGGUAGGGCCCCACCCUCUGCUGGCUUUCGGUCGCCAGGGACUGUGAUGGGACGACAGAACUCCUUGCAGGGCACUCCACUGGCUGGUCACCGACAAAACUCCUUGAAGAAAGAGGGUGGGAUUAAGCUCCUAGACAUUGAAGCUUUACCCUUGGGUCCAAAAGAAGCAAAACGUCGAAAGAAAAUUCAGGAAAUGGAAGAAAUGGAGCUGAGAAAGAAAGAGAAGGAGGCCGCAACUGCAACCGGAGUAAAUCCGACUACUGCAUCCUAUACUCCAGAUUAUGCUGCAGGUCUGGUCUCACCUGCUCCAUCAAAGCUGUCCACGACCACGUUACCGGGUGUUUCUACGAUCUCACUGACUGCCCCGACCCCCACUGUAACCUACGUGCCACCUGCUGCUGCUCGUCUUGCUGCCCCAAUGCCGCCCACUUCUUUUAUCUCUCCUGUGACAGCCACACAGCAACAAGCCAGAGACAAUCUCCAACAGCAGUUAGAACAACAGCUUGGUCAAUCACAGAUCAGGACACAAACAUCAAUACAAACCAUCCAACCACAGACAGCCUUACAGGCAAACAUACAGCAAUUGUCCAAUCAGAACACAAACCCUCAGUCCCAGCCCACAGCUGCAGCAGCUCCACAACAAAAGAAGGGGCUUUCUCUCACAAAAGAACAAAUGUUGGAAGCCCAGGAAAUGUUCAGAACGUCAAACAAAGUCACCAGGCCAGAGAAAGCCCUCAUCCUUGGUUUUAUGGCAGGGUCCCGAGACAACCCUUGUCCUCAGCAGGGUAAUGUGUUGAGUAUACGACUAAGUGAAAACAAGGAGAUGAUCCAACAGACUGACGGCACAUCUAAAACAAUGCUGGCAGACAUGUUCUUCCAGAUGAACUACGAAACCGGGGAGUGGAAAAGGAUCAAGAAAUACCGUGAGUGUCCGGAGACAUGAAACUGUCCAUGGCGAUGGAGACUGGGACUAUAAGGUGACCAUUAGUUUCUGACACCAGGUGAAAAAGUUCAGCAUCAUGGAACUGACCAUUUCACACAGAAAGCCAUGGAACUGACCAUUUCACACAGAAUAAGUGAGUUGGGAAGCUCGGGGUCUGGCCUGGACCGCAGCGGAUACGAGAAUUUAUAAAGCCCAUCGCUCCAGCUCAGCUCUGUAAAUGAAUUCAGCCAAUCUCAUAGGCACCUCACUCACAAUAUACUGCCUCAAUGGAAGCAUUAUGUUAAAGAAAACAAAACUUUCAUGAGAUCCAAUUCAUAUAUAAACAUCAUUUAUAUGCAUAUGAGUAGGUCUGCAGUGCAAUGGAUUUCGUUGUUGCUAUUUAGAUAUAAUAUAUUUUGAUCAAUCAU